Pieris macdunnoughi is the source of this 618-nucleotide messenger RNA. The record is from the annotation of a GenBank genome assembly. NCBI's taxonomy places the organism in Eukaryota, Metazoa, Arthropoda, Insecta, Lepidoptera, Pieridae.
AUGAUUAUAAAGGAAACAAAAGACGUCUACACAAAGAAAUCUAUAGCUGCAGGUGACAAACACAUCUGCCGACGGUGUGGUGGUGACACUUUAGGCGGUUUGGUCCCAUGCAUUUGUGAAUACCACGAUUCGGUAAAGUUUGAGUCAGGGGCGUGGUUUCUCAGACAAGUUCAACGCGCCCUCAGCCUGAUGCCCUGGUCUCUCAGCACUGAUAAACUGGAACAAAUUGACGAAGAAUGCGAAGGUACAAGCGACAACCGAGACCUCCGUCACGUCAGAGAGUUUCUGGAAGCUAUAUCUUCCAAGUUAGCUGGUGGUCCACUUGAAGGAAUCCGGGUUGCUCCUCUUUAUGAUCAUCCAGCAUAUGUUGAGAUGUUUGAGCGACACCACGCUGUGCUACGCGAAACGCUCGCUACACUUUCAACAACGCUGCGGGAGGCAAUCACACGUAAGCUACUUAUAACGCAGUGCACUGGAGGCUUCUGCGCACUAUGUAACCAGUUAAAUAGCAAGCAUUUUGUUAAUCACGCGUUGAUUGACUUGCACGAGAAUAGCAUGUUACACUUUUCUUGCUUACUUAUGGGACAUGCAAACCUGAUGCUAAGAAAUUACCACUGA